AUGCACAACAAUCGUAUCGGCACUCUCAAAAAUGACGCUGAGGUUCGAAAAUUGCUUCUUCAAUUGCUGUUCAUUUUUCUUUCCUCCAUCUAAGGGUUACUGGUUAAGUUAUUCAGAUAACGGCCAAACUGGCCGCUUUGGCAGAUCAUUUGACGGCAAAAGUAUCAGAAACAAAUCAUCGCUUUCGAUCCUUGAGUCAUGACGUCAAAUAUUUCGAGCAUCGCAUGGGAAAAGCUGAAACUCUGUUGAGAAUCUUAUCGCACGAAAAGUUCGUCGAGCAGGUGUGCGAAAUUUUUUUGAGUUUUUAAUUUUAAGUUUUCUUGAGGUAACCGAAGAAGAGGAGUUCGGAAAACGAAGAUAUGCAUCGCCACGGCGCUUUCAACCAGUUGAUCCAGUCCAAAUAGUGCAAAAUGCCAUUCUAGCUUCCGAAGUGUUAUUAUCGAGGCAGGAAACCUAUAAACUGGUAAGUUGGGAAUGUUUGUUCAGUAUAACACUGUUUCCAGCCCGAACCAAUACCUGUCAAGCAAAAAACUACAACUACAACUAAUUUUGAAACUUCAACGGGUGAAAUUGAUGGAGGUUUGAAAAGUGAUGCAUCUAAGAAGCUAGCGGCAAAAUUGCUAAGAGGUUUUCCUUGAUGGAAAAUACCCGAAUUGAGAAGUUUUCUAGAUGCGCGUGAAACGAAAGAUGACUCAUUUCAAGUUGAUGCAGUUAAAAGACAUGCUCCGCAAAUUGUCAAAAAGUCAACUUUGUCUACAGGUUAAUUUUGGAAAGUCUCUGUGAAAAAUAUUUUGGUUUUUUUUUCAGAAGUUGCUUCUAGAAAAAGCUCAGCUACAUCAUCCGUCCAAGCUGAGGAAAGCGAAAAAUCGCAAGUUAUUCCAGAAGAAGAGGACUUGUUUGUACCUAUGAAGAAAGAAUCCACACAAGGUUUCCAACCGGGUGUCAUUGAAAAAAAAGGAAAUUUUCAGAUGAACACGACGUUCAAAAUUUGUCCUUACAAAAUAAGAAAGAUGAUUCAUAUAACGUAGGAAUCAACUCAGCUGUGAUAUCUACAGGUUACUGAUCAUCUAACUUCUAAACUGGAGAUUUGAAGGAGAUUUGUUGCACGGCAUCAAGAGCUUGAAAAAAACCUCAAAAGGAAAAGAAGGAAGUGCGGAUCGUGAGAAAGUUGCGCCAAAGGGUACGCCAGCUCAGUUAAACCAUUUAGAAAAGAAUAACUGCUUGCAGAAAAUAGAUCAAAACUUAGCUCGGUCACUGCAUCGCACGUCUCUGUCCAGAAACCACAAAAGUCUCCGCUCACAACGAGAAAUGAAGUUUCGAAUGGACCUUCUAGUUCUGAAAGAAACGCAGCACCUCUCUUCACUGACAGUGACAGUGAACCGCGUUUGUUAAUUUUUUUUUUAUUUACUCAUUUUCUCUUCAGUUUUCGGCACUAAAAACAUACCGAAAAAGUCAGAGCCGGCUCCAACGAAAGUUUCCCAGAAUGAAUCAAAGAAGGCACCGACGGUCAGGUCCCUUUUCAGUGACUCAGACGAUGAUUUCAGUAUGAUCUUCAUUUUGAUAUUACCCAUUCCUUCGAACUUCUCAGGUGACUUGUUCAAAUCAAAACUCGUCAAUCAUUCAUCGGGAGGAAAUGAUAAAAGUCUUUUUGGAAACACCAACGAAAAUUCCGCUGUUGUGAGCAAUACUCAAAAAAAGUAGAAGUAAAAAAAGAAUCGACUAUCAAAAAACAAGGUUGGGAUUCUUUUUCAAAUGAAUUAAUACGUUUUCAGACGUUAUUUUGCCAGCUGCAAAAAUGAUUCUCAAUUGUAAAAAUGAAACGGCAGAAAAGCUUCCAAAUCCAUCUGAUCUUCGAACGGAAACCGCACACCAGAGAGUAAUAGUGAAUAAAAAUAACUUUAAAAAGAAACACUUCAGAAAACGGAAAGCGUUCUUACUAUUCCGAAAAAAAAGAAAAUGAUCAGUUUGUUCGAUAGCGAUGACAGCGAUAGCGAAGAUUUGUUCCGAUCAGCAAAAAAUGCAAAGCUCAUCCCCAAAACUAUCCAACAAUCUAAAGAAGUCUGGAAGAAAUCAGAAAAGGUGAUUUUUUCUUACUUGUUUUUGUUCUUAAUAACAAAAAUUGAAUUUCAGAAUGAUCCGAUUGAACCUUCCAAAUCAACAGCCAAAGCGACGAUUGAAAAUAAAUCCUCUAAAAAGUUUUCUUUUCUCAGCGAUAGUUCAGACGAUGAUCUUUUUUCCAGCGCUAGAGUUUGUUUUUUCUGUUCUUUACAGUUCGUUCUGAAAUUUUCAGGCCAAAAAAGCGGUUGUCCCGUCACAAUCAGUAACUGCCAUACAAAUAAUUGAAAAAAACCAAAAGAAGUGAGGAUUCUAAUAAUGUUUUAAAAGUUUAUCUGUUAAAAAAUUUUUUUUUUAAAAAUUCUCUUUAGUGAAGAGAAAAAAAUCAAGUUUCAUGAUUUUCGGGAAGGCUUUGAUCUACUUGGAAAAUAAGAUGAUCCUUUUUUUCUUGUAUUCAGACAGCUCUUCCUAAAAAAGAUCUAUCUCAAAAACCUUCUCCAAGCAAAAUCGCGGUGACUCCAAAUAAAAUCGAUGAGGAUUUCGCAUCAAAGCUGUCGCUCAGUCUUUCUGUAGGUUUUUUUUAUUGUGAAUAAAAUAUCAUUUGAAUUCAGAACGGUCCAAAAACGGCGUCUUCUCUCGCUAUUACGAGCGAUGAAAAAGAAGUGGGUUAUUUAGAUUCUGCUGCCCCAAAUCACUUGAUAAACAUGUUGAAGGUAAAUUACUCACUGCAGACAAAUUUGUGUAUAUUUUUAUUCCAGUCUCGACCAAGAAAAGCGCGACCGGGCAACAGAUUGAAGUCUGUCAAGAAUAACGAAGUGAUCGAAAAGGAAUCUGCAACAGAAGAAGUUAUAUAUGACCCUCUCUCGGCCAACAUCUGA
Molecule: messenger RNA, 2933 nt
Organism: Caenorhabditis auriculariae
Lineage: Eukaryota; Metazoa; Nematoda; Chromadorea; Rhabditida; Rhabditidae
Source: the annotation of a GenBank genome assembly